Molecule: messenger RNA, 435 nt
Organism: Apodemus sylvaticus (European woodmouse)
Lineage: Eukaryota; Metazoa; Chordata; Mammalia; Rodentia; Muridae
Product: prolactin-inducible protein homolog
Exons: 4
Coding region: 1-435 (144 amino acids)
Biological process (GO): regulation of immune system process; proteolysis
Cellular component (GO): extracellular region
Molecular function (GO): aspartic-type endopeptidase activity
Source: RefSeq, a predicted model, not a curated record
AUGGCUUUUCUUCAAAUGUUCUAUCAGCGUGGAGCUGUUAUGCAUCUCUUGAUUUUGUGCUUAUUUUUGGUGACUGCUUAUGGGCAGGACAAUUGGAACAAUCCAUUUUCACUAGAUAUGAUAGUUUCUCCAAUGAAAAAGGCAAACGAAUUUACAGCAACACUCCAGGUUAAAAAUAAUGUGGACCGAUGUAUGGCGGUGAAAGUCAGUACUGAGGUCAAUUCAAACAUCAAGUACAUUUCUUCUCAUGCCAUUUACACUUCCUGCCUCUGCAGAGUGAACAACUACUUCUGGGAUAUUCAUGUCUCUGUUAAUACAGCCAUAAAAGGAAAGGCAGAAGUUGUUCCACCUAAGGGCAUAUGUCCUGAUGAUGAAAUCAUAUUUCCAGUAACUUCCUACAUAGGGACUGUUAUACAAAAAAUCAUCGUGACAUGA